AUUCACGAAGCGCUAGCGUCGGUUAAAUUGUGUUGCGCUCACACGUUGUUCAAUGCUUACGCUUUUAGCGUAAAGCUACUGCCCACUGUUCUCCAGGGAGCCUUUUAUCACAAGGGUUUAGGCUGGCAGCUGCUGAAAUCAUGGCCACGCGCAGGAUCACACAGGAGACCUUCGAUGCAGUGGUCAGAGAAAACAUCGAGGAGUUUGACAUGAAGGAGAGCGAAGCUUUGAAGGAGGCCAUCGAGCAGUUUGAGUCUCAGGGUGUGGAUCUCAGCUACAUUGUUAAAGCAGUGCCCAAAGUUUCUUCUGAAGAAAACACAGAGGAUCAGACCCAUGAGGUUCUUCAGGCUUUGGAGUCUAUCAAAACUGCAGUGGCUUCAUCGUCCGCAUCCGUUCUGGAGGAUCUGAUGGUCUUCACCCAGCAGUGCUCUCUCGGCUUCGCACAGCGAUACCUGGCCGCUCAAAAAGAGGCGUAUCCCGUGAUCCUCGUCUGCUGCCAGAGAGCCGCUGGAGAGAAGGAAGCCCUUUCCGUGGCUCUGGCCGCGCUCUCGGCGCUAACAGACGGCCAGCCGGAUCUCCUAGACGUGGAAGGGCGAGAGUUUCUGAUGGGCGCUUUGACGGCGCACCAGACAGACGCCGCUCUCAGCUGUCUGUGUAUCCGUGUGGUGAGACACUGCUGUGUAAAGCACGAGAACAACCGGCAGGAUCUGGUGAAGGCAGGAGUGCUCCCGCUGCUCACCGCCAGCAUCACACGACACAUCCAUCACCCUGAGGUCGUGAGGGAGGCCUGUGUCACGCUGAGGGUCAUGACCUUUGACGAUGACGUGCGUGUGCCGUUUGGACACGCCCAUGAACACGCCAAGAUGAUCGUGCUGGAGCACAACGGACUGAAAGUCAUCGUUGAAGCUGCUAAAGCUCAUCCAGAGAACGCAGCAGUGCUCAGUGAACUCUGUGGCACUCUGUCCCGUCUGGCGGUGAGAAAUGAGUUCUGUCAGGACAUCGUAGACCUCGGGGGCCUGAAGUUCAUGAUCACGCUCCUGGCUGACAGUCUGGAUUGUCCGGUGAGCUGCAGGAUCAGUGAGAGCUUCAGCAUCGUCUCCUGUGAACACAAACCAAUGUCUUGUUGUUGUGAUGCGUCUGUCUUCCAGGAGCUUGUGAAGCAGGUGCUCAGUGCAUUGAAGGCCAUCGCAGGAAACGAUGAUGUCAAAGAUGCCAUAGUGAAUGCUGGAGGGGCGGAGCUUAUCGUCAUGGCGAUGAACCGUCACAUGGCCAAUGCACAGGUGUGUGAGCAGGGAUCUGCAGCGCUCUGUGUCAUCGCUCUACGUAAACCCAACAACUGUAAAGUCAUCGUGGAGUGUGGCGGAGCGCUGGCGGCCCUGCAGGCCAUGAAGACUCAUCCGGCUGAAGUUAAUGUGCAGAAACAGUCGUGCAUGCUGCUGAGGAACCUGGUGGCCCGCACACGUGACUUCAGCCAGCUCAUCCUGGAGAUGGGAGCCGAGGCGCUGAUCUCGCAGGCUCUGGCGACUCACAGAGACUGUGGAGACGUGGGUCGAGCCGCCCUCAGAGACCUCGGCUGCCAGGUGGAGCUGCGAGAACUCUGGACGGGCAAGAAGGGAAGCCUGAGUCGCUGAUCGCUGUUGCCAAACUCAAAACAAUCAUGAUAUAAUCAUUCGACAGCAUGUCUUGUGGAGACUGUGGAGCUCAUACUAAAUA
Molecule: messenger RNA, 1713 nt
Organism: Carassius carassius (crucian carp)
Lineage: Eukaryota; Metazoa; Chordata; Actinopteri; Cypriniformes; Cyprinidae
Product: armadillo repeat-containing protein 6-like
Exons: 7
Coding region: 141-1631 (496 amino acids)
Biological process (GO): hematopoietic progenitor cell differentiation
Molecular function (GO): protein binding
Source: RefSeq, a predicted model, not a curated record